This is a messenger RNA of Peniophora sp. CBMAI 1063, 1272 nucleotides long. NCBI's taxonomy places the organism in Eukaryota, Fungi, Basidiomycota, Agaricomycetes, Russulales, Peniophoraceae. The record is from the annotation of a GenBank genome assembly.
AUGUCAUCCUCCUCCUCCUCGUCUACGUCUCCACCGAAGCCUUUAGCUGGCAUCAAAGUCGUUGAGUUUGCCGGUCUGGCGCCUGUGCCAUUUGCAGGCCUUAUCCUUGCAGACUUCGGCGCUUCUGUUGUCCGGAUUGACCGCAUUUCCCAUAGCUCUGUGGCGCAGGAUGUACUCUCCCGUGGCAAACGGUCUAUAGCUCUGGACUGGAAGAGCAAGGAGGGUCUCGAGAUCGUGAAGCAGCUUGUGCGCAGCGCGGACGUCGUCCUUGAUCCGUUUCGGCCGGGAGUGUUGGAGAAGAUGGGACUUGGCCCCGAUGUGUGGCUUGGGAAGGAGAAUACACCGGGCGAGAAUGAGCGUUUAGUGUUUGCUCGGAUCGCUGGGUAUAAGCGUGAUGGGCCACACCGAGAUCUAGCCGGUCAUGAUAUCAACUACCUCGCUAUGAGCGGUGUACUUUCGCUACUACCUGGCACGCCUGAAAAGCCGUCGUUCCCCUUGAAUCUGCUGUCCGACUUUGCGGGCGGCGGCCUUACUUGUGCCCUUGGUAUCCUCGUUGCCCUAUUCGAGCGUGCGACGUCCGGCAGAGGCCAGGUCGUUGAUGCGGACAUGGUGUCUGGAACCCGCUAUCUCGCCACAUAUCCCUUUCUGCAUCACACGCUGCGGUCACCGCUCUUCGCAUCCGCGGAUAGCAAACGGCAAUUGAACGUACUCGACGCAGGUGCACCGUUCUACAACGUAUACACUUGCUCCGACUGGCGUCCUAUAGUGGUCGGCGCGCUUGAGCCACAGUUCUUCAAGGCGUUCCUAGAGGGCUUUCUCAGCGCCGUUCCGAAGACUUGGUUAGAGAGGGAGGAGUGGGCGCCCGAUCUGGACGUGCAAGGCCACAAGGAGCUGUGGCCGAAGUUCAAAGACUUCUUAGAGCGAGGAUUCAAGUUACGGACGCGCGAUGAAUGGGCUGCUACGUUCGAAGGUACGGAUGCAUGCGUCACGCCUGUGUUGACGCCCUCCGAAGCUGCAGCAGCUCAUGCCGGGAUGGACUACCAUACAGCUGACGAAGACUUUGCUUUGGAGACACCACAGGCGUACAUCGCAUCCCCAGCGCCGAGUCUGUCUCGAACACCUGCGCACGCCUGUAACGGACCUAUUCGCGCCCUUGAGCCCGGCCAACAUACCCCAGAGGUUCUCUCGGAGCUUGGGCUUGACGGGAGGAAGAUCGACGAUCUCGUGCGGAGAGGUGUGGUUGAUGCCGUCGACUUGAAGGCGAAGCUAUAG